Staurois parvus is the source of this 363-nucleotide messenger RNA. Lineage: Eukaryota; Metazoa; Chordata; Amphibia; Anura; Ranidae. The record is from the annotation of a GenBank genome assembly.
CCUCCCCCACUGUCUACUCCUCACUGCCAAUACCCCUCCACUCUCCGCCAACCCCUCCCUCCAAUCCCUGGCCUCCACUCAGUGUCCUCCACCCCUCUCUGCCAAUCCCUCCACUGGCUUCCACUCAGUGUCCUCCACCCCCUCUCUGCCAAUCCCUCCACUGGCCUCCAUUCAGUGUCCUCCACCCCUCUCUGCCAAUCCCUCCACUGGCUUCCACUCAGUGUCCUCCACCCCUCUCUGCCUAUCCCUCCACUGGCCUCCAUUCAGUGUCCUCCACCCCUCUCUGCCAAUCCCUCCACUGGCAUCCACCCCUCUUUGCCAAUCCCUCCACUGGCCUCCACUCAGUGUCCUCCACCCCUCUCU